UCCCCGUUGGACGUUACAUCCAUUUCCGCUACUGCCAACGUUGCGGCCGAUUCUUUGCUCAAAUGAGGGACCGCUUUCCUUAGACGACACGACAUGCUGAACUCCUCUUGAAAAACACAGAUAAAGCUUAAAUAAUCCGUUUGAAGUCGUCCGUGUUGUUAUUGCGGUGUCACCUUGAAUUCCGCCUGCCCGGAAUGGCUGGACAUCGCUCGCGACUAACGCAAAGCUGACCAACCGAUCUCUUGAGCUCGCUACAACAGAAGUAUCAGUUAAAUUGAAAAUGGCGGCCGUCAUCUGAGGUGGGUUAUUCGUGUCUGGGUCCCAAGUUCUUUUGAAUAGCCGUUCCCCUCUCUGUACGCCGUAUUUUCCAAUGGGAGUAGUACUGCGGAAUCUCCAGAAGGUGGUGCCUCUUCGCCGCGCCAGACUGCGCAAGGACGUUGAAACGCUGAGGCACAUUCUGGGGAUCCAUAAAUUUGACCUGGGCAUCGUUUGCGUGGAUAAUCACAGAAUUCAGCACAUUAACAACGUUUACAGAAAGAAAAACGUGCCCACGGAUGUCCUCUCAUUUCCAUUCUACGAGGACCUGAGGCCUGGUAAGCUGCCUUGCCCCUUUCAUAGAGAUGAGCUGAACCUUGGGGACAUUUUCCUGGGGGUGGAGUUUGUGAUGGAGCAGUGUAAAGAGGACUCCUUGGAUCUGCAUGGAACCCUCGCCGUUGUCACUGCACAUGGCAUCUGUCACCUGCUGGGCUACAGACAUGAGACGGAGGAAGAAUGGACUGAGAUGCUGCAGAAGGAAAGUUACAUUCUAAACGAGUACAACCGCCUCACAGGGAGGAACCUGGAGCCCCUGAUGAAGAGAUGCGCUCAGGACAGGUGAAGAGCACCUGCUGCCUGAACCUUUGCACUACGGGGAGUGAUGUCACCAUCUGCACUGGAUUCACCGUCAUGUUGUCUGAGCAAUCACACGCUACUGAUUUUAAGGACUUUAAUCAGCUGGCAGUAGACACACCGCAGUUUGACUGAAUAUGCUUUCAAAAAUGGGAUGUGUGGGUUGUUUUAAACAUCAAAUUAAAAAGUCUGUGCACUUUCA
Pungitius pungitius (ninespine stickleback) is the source of this 1090-nucleotide messenger RNA. Its product is annotated as endoribonuclease YbeY. The record is from RefSeq and is a predicted model, not a curated record. The transcript is spliced from 4 exons. Gene Ontology annotation, biological process: rRNA processing. Gene Ontology annotation, molecular function: metalloendopeptidase activity. Bases 371 to 877 code for a protein of 168 amino acids. NCBI's taxonomy places the organism in Eukaryota, Metazoa, Chordata, Actinopteri, Perciformes, Gasterosteidae.